AUGUACAUGAUGUCAAAAAUGAAGAAAGGGGAAAGUAUAAAUCCAGCACUUUUAUGUAUGAUUAAUGGUGGUAACAUGAAUAACUUAACUGGUCAAAAUAAUUCAACAUCUGUAAAUGAAUUGUUUAUGAUAUUAUUAAAAGACAGUAAGAAAUGCUUAAAUUGUCACUUGUGUAAAAUGAAUCAAGAAUGUUUUACAAAGAAGUUAUUAGAAAUUGAAGUUAUGCCUCAGUAA
Molecule: messenger RNA, 234 nt
Organism: Hepatospora eriocheir
Lineage: Eukaryota; Fungi; Microsporidia; Hepatosporidae
Source: the annotation of a GenBank genome assembly